Durusdinium trenchii is the source of this 1149-nucleotide messenger RNA. The record is from the annotation of a GenBank genome assembly. Lineage: Eukaryota; Dinophyceae; Suessiales; Symbiodiniaceae.
AUGAUAUCCAUCCCGGUGAAAGUGCAGGACAAGACUCAGGACAAUCCUAGCUAUGUCAUGGAGGAGUAUCCAAUUCUCGACCCGCAUUCCGUUGUGAAAUACAUGUGGGGCGCAGGGUUGCGAGUGCCAAUGUCAGAGGUGCAAGAGUUCUGGGAUAGAUCAAGGCAGAACAAUGAACCUUGGAGUCUUUUUAGCAAAGCAUCAUCAGCCCACAUCCCCUUGGGCAUCUACGGGGACGGUGCUACAAUGAAGAUGAACUAUGGAAAACAGGAAUCCAUCAUCGGAUUAUAUCUAAAUCUACCUUUGUGGCGACCAAAGUCAGUUCGGGGAUCUCGAUGGCUACUAUUCUGCAUAGAAGAAGACAGGCUGUGGCAUCAUUUCACCCUCAACCGAGUUCUUCGAGAAAUAGUAUGGAGCUGCAACCAGUUAUACUCCGGGGUCCACGCUUCAGUGGGUGCAGGUGGUGAACGGUUGCCACCAGCCUUGGAGCACCUUGCCGGGACACAGGUUUGCGAGGGAGCAGUUUUUGCAGUGGUUGAAAUCCGCGGAGAUUGGUCUUGGAUGAAAAAAAUAUUCCGGUACUACCAGACCAGCUGGAAUGGGCGCAACACAUGCCACGGCUGUGGAGCCACAGGUAAAGGCCCAUACAGUGAUCGGUACUACAACUUUGAGGGUGCCAAUUGGGAUGAUCAUGACUUCUCUUUGGGAGAGUUCCUGACCAAACGGAUGCCCCCUAAGGGUGUCUGCCCUCUGGUGUGCCUGGCCAAUUUCCAUCCUGGACUGAUAAAGUGGUGCACCAUGCACGUGGUCCAUUUAGGAAUCUUGUACGUUUCGAACGGUGCCUGCAUGAAAAUGCUUUGUGACAUUGGCUAUUUUGCCCCGAUGGGUGACAGCCUGCGAAUGAAGCUGGCAAAAGCACAUGAGAAGUUUAAGCGGUGGUGUAAGAGGACCAAUGUUAGCUGCAGCCAACCCAUGUUCACAGUGGGUUUAUUGAUGAAGUGGCGCACCAAUGACGUGCUCCUCACAUGUAAAGCCUACAAUGGCCGGUGCGUAGCAGAGUGGUUGGGGGAAUGUGCCCGCGAUGCUGCUACCCAAGAAGUUUUCCUUGCUGAAGACUCACGACUCCCUAUGGCCGCGUUGGCACAGUGA